This is a messenger RNA of Ciona intestinalis (vase tunicate), 987 nucleotides long. The record is from RefSeq and is a predicted model, not a curated record. NCBI's taxonomy places the organism in Eukaryota, Metazoa, Chordata, Ascidiacea, Phlebobranchia, Cionidae.
AUGAAUUUACUAAAAUGGGAUGCCAACCUUGCAAUGCAGGCAGUGGAUAUGAAUAGAUUUUGUAAUUCCUUCGUUUCUGACAUCCCUGGGCUCGGUAGUGUUCGCGUGAGUGUUAUGCAACUGAGCCCUCAAGGUUUCCGUAAUUCCUUGGAACCGAUCCUUUCAAUGAACAGGUAUGAUUACGAUGAACCAAACGACCACGACCCCUCAAAGGAUGACCCAAACGACCACGACCCCCCAAAGGAUGACCCAAACGACCACGACUCCCCAAAGGAUGACCCAAACGAGCACGACCCCCCAAAGGAUGACCCAAACGACCACGACUCCCCAAAGGAUGACCCAAACGACCACGAACCCCUCAAAAGGAUGACCCGGUUUGUAGUAAUGACCACCGACGCCGGAUUCUGUCUCGCCCCCGUCACAUUCGAUCAUUCAACUUUCUUCUUCGUGACGAUCGGCACCGCAUUAUGUUCAUGCGCCGCAAACACCUUGAACCAGAUUGCUGAAGUUCCGUACGACGCGCAAAUGGACCGAACAAAAGGCAGGCCGCUCGUCAAGGCGGUCAUAUCACCAAUGCAUGCAUUUUUAUUCUCAGUGUUUAGUGGAACAACUGGAGCUUUGUGUUUAUAUUAUGGUACAAACACUGUGACCACAAUCCUUGGCGUGUCGAACAUAUUACUUUACGCUGGGAUCUACACCUCGCUUAAACGUAAGCAUUGGUCCAACACAUGGGUGGGAGCUGUGGUUGGGGCGAUACCUCCUGUGAUGGGAUGGACAGCAGCUACUGGAAGUCUUGAUGCAGGAGCCUUGAUAUUUUCGGGGAUAUUAUACGCGUGGCAAUUCCCUCACUUCUACGCUCUUGCAUGGCGGAGAAGAGGCGACUACGCACGUGGAUCGUAUCACAUGCUCCCACUAUCACAUCCUGUUGCAACUAAAUAUGUUGUGGCAAACGAACAGCAAUUCAGCACAUCACCUGUACAAGUGUAG